UGGCUAGCCCCAGCUGGCGGUGUGGACGUCCCCUCACAAACGAGCAACCCGAGCCGGAGUUUGGACCCCCGCCGAGACCCGGUCGCGGAACCGCAACUUCCUGCGUGGCUUCUCGCGAUCUUUUUGUCGUCUCGGAAAGUUUUUUUGUUGUUGUUGUAAUUCACCCAUCGGGUUAUGGGACACUAAAGAAACUUUCUUUCUUUUCUCAAUUUUUUUUUUUUUUUAAUUUGUACAAAAACUUGCAAGCGAGGCUCCGUCAUUCUCGCCGUCAGCCAUGGGGAAACAGAACAGCAAGCUCCGCCCGGACGUCAUGCAGGACCUGAUCGAGAACACGGACUUCACCGAGCACGAGAUCACAGAGUGGUACAAGGGCUUCCUGCGGGACUGCCCCAGCGGCGCCCUGUCCAUGGAGGAGUUCAAGAAGAUCUACGCCAACUUCUUCCCCUACGGCGACGCCGGCAAGUUCGCCGAGCACGUCUUCCGCACGUUUGACGCCAACGGCGACGGCACCAUCGACUUCCGGGAGUUCAUCAUCGCGCUGAGCGUUACGUCCCGCGGCCGCCUGGACCAGAAGCUCAAGUGGGCCUUCAGCAUGUACGACCUGGACGGCAACGGCUACAUCAGCAAGGCGGAGAUGCUGGAGAUCGUCACGGCCAUUUACAAGAUGGUCUCCUCGGUGAUGAAGAUGCCCGAGGACGAGUCGACGCCCGAGAAGCGCACAGAUAAGAUCUUCAGGCAGAUGGACACCAAUCGAGAUGGCAAAUUGUCCUUGGAAGAGUUUGUAGAGGGCGCCAGGAACGACCCGUCCAUCGUGCGGCUGCUCCAGUGCGACCCGAGCAGCGCCGGCCAGUAAACGCCGGGUCGCUCUCUUCUUCUCUUUUUUUUUUUUUGGGGGGGGGGGGGGGGGGUUAGUUCAUCAUCCAACAACAACAAAAAAAAUAAAAUAAAAAAAAAAAAUGCCACAUUUGAAGGACACCUCUGAAGGACGGUAUUGCUGUAGAAGUCAAUUGGAGCGGUACGGAACUGCACUGAAUCCACGUUUGCUGCCGGGCUUUUUUUUUUUUAUUUUAUUGCACCGGAAAGAGUCAGCAGGUGACAAGUUCUGGAAGUGGAGCAUCAUGGGAAAUGUAGUUUUUCCUUUCUUUUUUUCAAAUUCUGAAGGAUUUGAACGCACAUUUUUUGUUUGGAGGAAACGUGUUACACGGUCGACCCCCAAAUGAGUCGCACGCUGGUCGGACUUUUAGAGCUGCAUUUAAUAGUUUUUGGUUUGUUUUUCAUAUUUGAAAAAAAAAAUGCUUCAACUUGAGCUCAACGAUGGUGGUUGCAAAAAAAAAAAAAAAAACCCCACAAAAAAAUCAGCGUCUUCAUCACUUUCAAUAUGAGAUUGUGAAUCAAAGUAUUUUUUCCUGUAAUUUUAUUGAAUUUUGAAUCAUUUUAUAAUAAUUUCGACUGCAUUCAAAACUGAAAAUUGAGUGUUCGAUUAAAUGCGAAAAAUAUGCAUUAUUUUCAACAUGAAAAACAAAUAUUUUUGUAAUUUUUUUAUGAAAGUCCGCAUUGGAAAAUAAUUAAAUCUAAUUUAAUAAGCUACAUAUGGCCGACUGAUUAAUACCUUGAUGUUCUUCGUGUGAAUAUAUUACAUUUUCACCAUUUUAUCCAAUAAAAUAAGCCUAGUAAUAAUUGUAAAAAAAAUUGUAAAACGUUUGAUUUUUUAAAAAUAAUUAAUUUUCACCAAACAAAGUUAAAAUCGCUUCAACUUUAAAUGCUGACGGUCCGCAUAAUGAAAUAAUUAAAAAAAUUAUUUUACAUGAAUUUAUUUCCCUAAAAAAAAUUGAUCUAACUCCGAAAUUGUCCAGCGGAAUAAUCAUUUUGGGCUUGACUGUAUGUUUAUAUUUUUCACAACUUUAAAAAUGCAAAAAAAACAAAAAACUGCAGUUUUAAGAUGAUGUAUAGUAUUCCAUUCUAUUAUGAUGAAUUGUUUGAAAAAAAUGUGUAAAUUAUUAUGUGAUGUUUUUCUUUGACUUGAAAGGACAAAAAAAUAUAUGUAUUAUAUAAUGAAUAUUUAUGCUAGACUGGGACCGUGACGUGGCCACGCCACAAAAUGGCGUCGCCAGACGUUUUUCCCCCAUAAUGUCCCAUUUUUUAGGAUUAUUUUGUCCUACACGUUUUUUUUUUUUUUGUUUUCCUUGUACUUCACGCUUUAAAGCUGCACCAAAUUUCAAUUUCCAAGAUUUAAUAAGUAUUUUGAUUCCCCCCCCCCAUCCCUGCUGGUGUGAAGGCACAAAACUGUUUUUUUUUUGUGUGUGUGUGAGAGAUGGAAAAAAUUAUUUGAAAAGAUAACGACUGUGACGACGAGGGCAUUGAAGGCCGUCAAGCAUCUUGUGGUCAAAGUGCCAAACAUUGAUGAGUCAAAAGGGUGUAAAUAUAUAUAUAUAUAUAUAUAUAUAUAUAUAUAUAUACAUACACACACGACGUGACGUGACGCAGUAUUGCAUCAUUUCUACUGUACACUUGUUACCUGUCGAACAAACGAGGACGUCCCUCCCCAUCGUGUUUUCUUUUUGAGAUUUUCUAUUGUUAACGUUCUGCGUAGGAUGUCCAUUUUUGUUUAUUUAAAAAUAAAGACAAA
Molecule: messenger RNA, 2626 nt
Organism: Syngnathoides biaculeatus (alligator pipefish)
Lineage: Eukaryota; Metazoa; Chordata; Actinopteri; Syngnathiformes; Syngnathidae
Gene: ncaldb
Product: neurocalcin delta b
Exons: 4
Coding region: 275-853 (192 amino acids)
Biological process (GO): calcium-mediated signaling
Cellular component (GO): cytosol
Molecular function (GO): calcium ion binding; tubulin binding; actin binding
Source: RefSeq, a predicted model, not a curated record